UAGUCUGUGAGGGGCUCCCGGCCACGUGGAGGCCACGGCCGCGCUGGCGCAUGCGCCCUGCAGAUCGCUUGCCACACACGUCUCCACGGAGGGGAGUGUUGCAGAGCCUUGUCGUUCUGACCCGAGGAGCCCUGCCUCAGAGCCUUUGGCAGGUAGGUCGUGACGGGCUGGUGUCCCCAGGGUCCGCGAGUUUGGGGGGAGUGUGCGUGGCGGUCCCCCGCCCGGCGCCCGCGCACCGGGCCGGCUUUCCUCCCGGUUUUCUUCCGCUCAGACCCCGCUGACCUCCUCUUCGUCCCUUGCAGCCUGCGCCUGGGCCCCGCUUUGCGGCCCCGCGCCUCCUACGGCCCCUGUGCUCGAGCCCCCUGCGUUGGUCAUUUCCUCGCAUUGUCCCGCCCGACGGACGCCGUUCUGGGAAUGGGCUUGCACCCCUAUCCUGCUGACCACUCUAAGGAAUGAGUUGGGUCAUUCAGGGGACCACGCUGAGAUCUGGGCGGCGUCGUCCACCUAACGCCCCUCCCAUGUUCCCAUUCACGGGUGCCUCUUCUAGCUUUACAGGUCUCCACGCAUCCCCCUCACAUCUGAAGUGAGAGCCCUGGUGACUGGGAUCUGCUUUCAAAAAGGAAGAUAGGCUGGUCUCUUGGCAGAUAGUCAUGCUGUGUCAGAAGGCGUGGUACUUGGCCAAAUAUUUCUUAUUCUGUUCAUAAAUGUAUUAUAGGCACACUUUAUUCCAUUUAUGCAUGCACGUGUACACUGAGCAAAUUUAUGUUGAGCCCCACUUUGUGCAAGGCACUCUGCUAGGUGUGAUCUGGAAUAUACUAAUAAUGGUCUCUUCCAUCAAUAGACUUAUUUUUUUUUUUCUUUUAAAUUGGGUUUGUGGUGUUAAUACCAUUCAUGGCUCCCCUAGAGAUGCCCUGGUGAUGAAUCUCUGCUGUAGGUCAGGAUCGCGAUAGCAUUUUGAUAUCAUCAAUCCACCUAUAAUAAAUGAAGAUUAAUUUUACCCAAGAAUCAAAUUUUGAGUUACAUGAAUAUUUAUUUACUAAAUGUUUUUUAUUUUUGCAUGGAAGUUCCCUUUCCCUAUACCAAAUUUAUUAUUUUCUUUCCAGAAAUGUCUAAUGCAAAAGAAAGAAAACAUGCUAAGAAAAUGAGAAAUCAGCCCACCAACGUGACUUUAUCCUCUGGCUUCAUGGCUGAUAGAGCCACAAAGCACUAUAAUGGAGGUGGGAAAUCUUUCCAAGCUCAAAAACAAGAGCUUCUUCCUGGAACUUCACGACCGCGGCAUACCAAAAUGAUCCACCAUUCCCCAGUUGAUCCUGAUGUGAAUGAACAGUCUUCCUCCAAAAUAAUGUUUAAAAAAAAGGGAGGAUGGAAAGCAGGUCCUGAGGGCACCUCUCAGGAGAUUCCCAAGUAUAUAACUGCUUCUACUUUUGCUCAAGCCCGAGCUGCUGAAAUCAGUGCCAUGUUGAAAGCAGUGACCCAGAAAUCUUCUAAUUCACUGGUUUUCCAGACGCUGCCCCGGCACAUGAGACGGAGAGCCAUGAGCCACAAUGUCAAACGCCUUCCCAGGCGGUUGCAGGAAAUCGCCCAGAAAGAGGCAGAGAAAGCAGUGCACCAGAAAAAAGAACAUUCAAAAAAUAAAUGCCAUAAAGCUCGAAGAUGUCACAAAAACCGGGUGCUAGAAUUUAACCGUAGACAAAAGAAGAACAUAUGGUUAGAGACUCACAUCUGGCACGCCAAACGGUUUCACAUGGUCAAGAAGUGGGGCUACUGUCUCGGGGAGAGGCCGACAGUCAAGAGCCACAGAGCCUGCUACCGAGCCAUGACAAACCGUUGCCUUCUCCAGGAUCUAUCCUACUACUGUUGUUUGGAGCUGAAGGGCAAAGAGGAAGAAAUACUGAAGGCACUUUCUCCGAUGUGUAGCAUAGACGCAGGACUGACUUUUGCAGCAGUUCACUACUUGUCUGGAAAACGCCAAGGUAGUGUCAUACUUUACCGGGCAAAUAAAUACCCUAGAGAGAUGCUGGGGCCUGUUACGUUUAUUUGGAAGCCUGAGUGGACCCCUGGUCACACUUCUGAGAGCAGGCAGUUAUGGAUCUGGCUUCAUCCAACUCUGAAACAGGAUAUUUUAGAGGAAAUAAAAGCAGCGUGCCAGUGUAUGGAACCCAUCAAAUCAACUGUCUGUACCCCGGAGCCCCUGCUGACACCAUCGCAGGAAAAAAGCCAAACGGAACUACCUGAUGAGAGAAUUGGCAAGAAAAGAAAACGGAAAGAUGAUGGAGAAAAUGCUAAACCGGUUAAAAAAGUCAUCGGUGAUGGAACUAGAGAUCCACAUCAACCAUAUUCUUGGGUCUCUCCAGCCACGGGCGUUAUAAUCAGUGAUUUGACGAUGGAGAUGAACAGGCUCCGGUUGAUCGGUCCACUUUCCCACUCCAUCCUAACUGAGGCACUAAAAGCUGCUUCUGUCCAUACCGAGGGAGAGGACACAGAGAAGACACCUCACCAUUGGUGGAUUGAAACCUGUAAGAAUCCUGAUAGCGUUUCCCUUCAUCACAAACAAGAAGCCAUUUUUGAAUUGUUGGGAGGAAUAACAUCACCAGCAGAAAUUCCAGCCGGUACUAUUUUGGGACUGACAGUUGGGGAUCCUCGAAUAAAUUUGCCUCAAAAGAGGUCCAGAGUUUUGCCCAACCCAGAAAAAUGCCAAGAUAAUGAGAAAGUUAGACAGCUGCUUCUGGAGGGUGUGCCUGUGGACUGUGCGCAUAGCUUUAUUUGGAACCAAGCUAUCUGUAAGAAUGUCACAGAGAAUAAAAUCUCGGAUCAGGAUUUAAACCGGAAGAGAAGUGAAUUGUUGGUGCCCGGGUCACAGCUUGUUUUAGGUCCCCGUGAAUCCAAGAUACCUAUACUUUUGAUUCAACAGCCAGGAAGGGUGACUGGUGACGACCGACGAGGCUGGGGAAGUGGCUGGGAUGUCCUGCUCCCAAAGGGCUGGGGCAUGGCUUUCUGGAUUCCAUUUAUCUAUCGAGGUGCAAGAGUUGGUGGGUUAAAAGAGGCUAUGGUGCAUUCUCAGUAUAAAAGAUCUCCUGACGUCCCUGGUGAUUUCCCAGACUGCCCUGCUGGGGUUCUUUUUGCUGAAGAGCAAGCCAAGGGUCUCCUUGAAAAGUACAAAAGGCGCCCUCCUGCAAAACGGCCCAACUAUGUUAAGCUUGGCACUCUGGCACCUUUCUGCUAUCCCUGGGAGCAGUUAACUCAAGAGUGGGAAUCAAGAGUCCAGGCCCAAGAGAAAUCACCUGUAGCUUCCUCUCCACGUGGCAAGGAGAGUAACUUGAAAAGAGAGAAGGUGCCUUGUACCCCCACGCCUGAAAAAUCCGAUCAGCUGUCUGAUGAAGUGGGCAUGUCUCUGAUCAGCCCCAGCGAGCCCAGAGAAGUGAUGGACACAGAGUGUCCAGCCCAGAUGGGGACUGAGUGGGUAACAGGACCAGCUGCCACCAGCAGUCUCCUCUGCGUUCUUAGGAGUAGAAAAUCACUGAAGCAGCUGUCAGCCUGGUGUGGGCCCAGUUCUGGACCCCGUUGGGCAGCCCAGCGAGCUCCCAGCAGCGGGCAGCAAGCAUUGACCAGAGAGGCCUGCCUGUCCAUCUUGGACCGUUUCCCCAGGGCCCUGGUAUGGGUCAGCCUGUCCCUGCUGGGGAAGGGCAGCCCCGAGCCGCACACCAUGAUCUGUGUUCCAGCCAAGGAGGAUUUCCUCCAGCUCAGUCAGGAUCGGUUGUACUGUGGGCCCCACGAAUCCAAGCACAGUGACCCAUUCAAGAGCAAGAUCCGGAAACAGAAAGAGAAGAAGAAAAUAGAGAAGAGGCAGAACCGAGGGUGCACUGUGUCUGAGGGUCCGGCCGGGGCAUACCCUGCGGCUGGGCACCACACUCUGACCCUGGGCUUGUGGUCAGGCCCUCUCCCGGAUGUGACUUCUCAUUGCUCCAGAGUUCUCCUUGGCUUUGUCACCCAGGGAGAUUUCUCCAUGGCUGUGGGCUGUGGAGAAGCCCUGGGGUUUGUUAGCUUGACGGGUCUGCUGGAUAUGCUGUCCGGCCAGCCAGCCGCAGAGAGGGGCCUAGUGUUGCUGAGGGCCCCUGCCUCUUUGCAGUAUCGGUUUGCGAGAAUUGCCGUGGAGGUGUGAAUGCUGGUUUACGUCCUUGCAGGGCGUAGAUGUUAACUGUUUGCCAAGUCCCACCACUGGAGAGCUUUGUUUUUGCCAUGUUCUGUUUUAAAAUACCACGUGAAAUGCCUUGGAGACCAGAAUAAAAGAAUUCUGUAUUAUGCAUGUGAUGAAAUACUGACAUCAUUCCAUUAUUCCAAGAUCAUUGGUCUCCAUCUUUCCCUGCCCUUGCUCAACACUUUAAAAUUAUUUGCCACGUAGCUUUUAUAUUUUGGUUUCUUGGCCUGCGUAAUUCUUGCUGAAAAUAAUCAGAAGCUCUCCGUUUUCUUGUUCCUUUUUUAUAAGGAACAAAGGGCUGUCAAGUCUGUUUGAAAAGCCUUAUAGAUGUGUGAUAAGCAACAGUGGUUGUUUAAUGACUUGAUUGCUGCAGAAGAGGAAAAGGCUCUGAACAUCUGGCCUCUGUGCAUGAAAUAGGGUUCCCCCGUCUGGACCAUGUUCAAUUCCAUACCGGAACCCACAUGCCUAACGCUUUACACCAUGCAGACGGAAAUUGUGGAAAAUUUAUUGCUGCCCAUUUUCAGGCAGGCUUGGUGUAUGGCAGAGGUGUUGGGGUGGAAUCUGAAUGGGGUGCUGAUCUUUAGGACCCUUUGUUCUCUUUGCUGUUGAACAACGCAUGAUUCUAGGAGUUUCUGGAUUUUUCUGUGCUUUUUGUUUUUGCAAAGAAUUUCUCAAAAACACCAUAAAGGAUGGUUUCUCAAAAUAUGCUCUAUGAAAUGUGUUAUCUAAAAAAAGAAAAAGAUUCCGAGGUCAGAUUGAUUUGGGAAACUCUGGAUUAAACCCAGUUAAGCAAUUUCUUUUUAAAGGAUUUCUAGAACCUUCCAUGUGAUAAUGCACAUUGUGCCUCUCCAGGAAGUGGAUAACAGCUUACAGUAUUUUCUAAAUCUCUUUGAUGCCAAACUUCGUUUUGCAAGGAGCACUUUGUAGGACCAGUGUUUUUAGGAACACACUUUGGGGAAUGUGGCUGUAUACUGCAGCACUCUGCAAGGUAAUGACUUUUCUUUUUGAUGUUUAUUUAUUUUUGUGAGAGAGACAGAGUGCAAGUGGGGGAGGGGCAGAGAGAGAGGCAGACACAGAAUCUGAAGCGGGCUCCAAGCUCCGAGCUGCCAGCACAGAGCCCGACGUGGGGCUCGAACCCACGAACCACGAGAUCGUGACCUGAGCUGAAGUUGGAUGCUUAACUGACUGAGCCACCCAGGCAUCCCUGCAAGGUGAUGAUUAAAAUAACAAGCUGCUUUUAGACACUCAUGCAGUCAUGAUGUCCACCGGACGUUUGAGCAGGGUGUGAAGGUCUCAUCUUGUCCCACAGGAAGAGUAGAGUCAUUGCUUUUUUCACUUGUGGAGAAAGUAGGUGCUCAUUCACUUUUAGUAUCCACGUGUAUGUCACACCGUCAGACCCUUGUCUUCCGACCACGCAUUUCUAGCAGAGUUUGAGUGUGGUUUGUUUUUUUAACUUAAAUGUACAGUUAAGCAUUAUUUCAUGUAAAUGCGUUGGGUUUUUGCAGUAGCAUUGGUAUAAAUGCCUUUGGGGGUGAUGAGUUGGGGAGAGAGACAGCAAGUGUUACAGUAGCUAAUGAAAUGUCUGAUGUUUCUCCUCUCGCCAUGCCUCUGGAUGUAUUUGUAUCCAACCCAAAUGAGACUGAAAAAAAUAGUGUAACUUAGGGGUGUCUGUAAACAGAAUAAAUUAAAGUGUCACCUGAUGUUCCAUUGUGAACGUUUAUUGGACCAUUCCUCAAUUUGUUUUCUAGGCUCUGAGCCACUUCAUCUGUGGCUUAGCUCUCUGGAUGACAGAAGUCUGAGCGUGCUGUGAAUCACCUGACCUCAUUCUGUGCAGCGCCCUGCCUGGGGCCUGCUGCCUGCGUCAUGAACAGGGCAGUUAACUCUGUUUUGUGGUAGAAGGUCAAAGAACUAGGUGCUGAAAGGAUAGACUAGCAUUUCCCAAAAUCUGUUCGUGGGAGCUCUGGCCCCUGGAGAUGUUUCCUGGAAAAAUGUGAUGGCUAAAUAAAUUGGGGAAAAGCUGUAUUCCGUAUUCUCCUAUUGAAGAUUCACAAUGAAGGAGUGUACUCAAGGCCCUGCAGAUACCUGCAGGAAGGAAACUCUCUCACAGACCCGCCCCCCCCCUUUUUGUGUUUUUUUUUUAUGCCUAUUGUCCAGAGAAGACUAGUUUCAUAGAUUAUAGUUUGCAAAACACUGAUAAAAUAUGCACAUAUUCAGUGAAGGAUGCAUUUCUUCUAUGAAAAAGACAUAGGAAUGGUCUUAUUCUCUACAACAGUAGAAUGAAUAAACGUGUUUAUUUUGAUCCUACGAGUGCUACAGAGCUACCAAAAAAGUAGUGUGGCUCCUGGCCUCUUGUCAUGGGGGCAGAGUCUUCAGAGUUUGCAAAAUCAGGAAGUGUCCUAAAAAGCAGAGUUGUGAGCUGAACGCCUGGAGACCAGCUACUCACUUCCUGAGUUGUGUGAGAAACAACUGAUUCUGUAGGAUCAUGCUCAGCUUUUACAUAAGUAAUAUUUUUACAUUAAUACAUAUUCAUCAUCGAAAACUUAGAAAAAAAAAGAAAACUUAGAACAUGCAGAUAAGCAACAACAACAAACUUAAAAUCACCUGGAUUUUCACCACCCAGAUGUAACCACUGUUACCUUUCUGGUACAUAUCCUUCCAGGCCUUGAGGCGUGUGUCUGUAGUUUUCUUUUCGGUAAAAUAAAAGAGCUUCAUGGGGCACUUGGAUGUCUCCGUUGGCUAAGCGUCUCUUGAUUUUGGCUCAGGUCGUGAUCUCACAGUUCGUGAGUUCGACCCUUGCAUUGGGCUCUGUGCUGACAGUGCAGAGCCUGCUUUGGAUUCU
Molecule: messenger RNA, 7034 nt
Organism: Panthera uncia (snow leopard)
Lineage: Eukaryota; Metazoa; Chordata; Mammalia; Carnivora; Felidae
Gene: POP1
Product: POP1 homolog, ribonuclease P/MRP subunit
Exons: 15
Coding region: 1022-4159 (1045 amino acids)
Biological process (GO): tRNA 5'-leader removal
Cellular component (GO): ribonuclease MRP complex; nucleolar ribonuclease P complex
Source: RefSeq, a predicted model, not a curated record